Schistocerca piceifrons (Central American locust) is the source of this 857-nucleotide messenger RNA. RefSeq lists its product as uncharacterized. The record is from RefSeq and is a predicted model, not a curated record. The transcript is spliced from 6 exons. Lineage: Eukaryota; Metazoa; Arthropoda; Insecta; Orthoptera; Acrididae. Bases 27 to 857 code for a protein of 276 amino acids.
GUAUUAACGAAAUCAGCGGCGCCAAGAUGUGGAAGCUGUCGUUCGUGAUGUUGCUGCUGGCGGUUGCGGCCGCCCAGGCCGGCCACAUAGACGAAGACAGGCUGAGCAAAGUGAAGGCCGCUGUCAGCAAGCUGCGUGCCACGAGGAGCAACGGCCAUCACACAGGUAUUGUGCGCCGCGACGCGGAACUGACCCCCAUGGCCUACGAAGAGCAGAUCGAGGCAUUCCUGGAGCAGCUGAAGCAGAUGAUGCGGGAACCCAUGGCACUCCUUGGUAACAGAACACUGGACCCGCUGGAGGUUGCUGGGCCCAUCAACAUCAACAUCGAUAACGACAUGAUCGCGCUGGCUGGUAACGUCUCCAACAUCAGAGUGGACAAACUGUCCACCUUCGAAACUAUCAGCGGCUCGUUCAGCAUCGUCGGCUUCAAGCUGUCCGUCGUAGUCCACUUCGAGGAGAUCUUCGCGUCCGGCGAGUACAACCUGGACGGUGCCUUACUGUCCGGUCUGCUGCUCGUCUACGGACAGGGACCCUUCACCAUAUCUGUGCAGAAUUCUACGUUCAGCAUCGACAUUGCUCUGAAGUCGACUUCAGAGAACGUUCCAUACAUCGACCAGCUCAUCAUCGACUAUGACAUUCCCAUUGUUCAGACGAACUUCACGGGUCUGCUAGGUGGAGGAGACCUGAGCGACGUGACGAAUGAGAUCAUCAGCGACCUGGUGCCGCAAAUCCUCGACAACCAGAAGGACAAUAUCCUGGGAGCCAUCGUGCCCGUCAUUGUUGACGCAGUUAAUGAGGCAAUUUCCGUCUAUACCUUGAACGACAUCAUCUGCAAAGUAGUGGGAGUCUUCUGCUAA